UAUUGAAAAGUUCAAUAUGAAAGACUGUAAACCAGUGAAGACUCCCAUAGAAUUGAACAUUAAGUUAACGAAACCAACAAAAAUUGAUGAAGGUGUUAUGAAGAUGUAUCCCUAUCAAAGCUUGAUAGGAGCAUUAAUGUACUUAGCUGUUACAACUCGACCUGAUAUUGCGUUUGCUGUAAACUUUCUUAGCCAGUUCAAUUCAAAUUAUAACGUGGAACAUUGGAAAGCAGCAAAACGAAUUCUAAGAUACCUUAAAGGUACAAGCAACUAUGGUCUAUUGUAUGAGAAAGACAAUGAAGAAUUGUAUGGUUUGGUUGACGCUGAUUGGGGCGCUGACUUAAACGAUAGACGUUCAUAUUCAGGGUAUGCGUUCAUUAUAUCAGGAGCAGCGAUAUGUUGGGAAGCUCGAAAGCAACGUACAGUAGCGCUUUCAAGCACUGAAUCAGAAUAUAUGGCCAUAUCUGAGGCCACAAAAGAAGUGUUAUAUCUAAAGGCAAUCCUUGAUGAUGUUGGCAUUACAACUUCAGGUAUCAUCCACGGACAAAGCACAUUGAUAUUCGUUAUCACUUUAUUCGCAGCAAGGUUAACGACGGCACUGUUAAAAUCAAAUAUAUGCCAACAGAAGAAAUGCCCGCAGACGUCCUUACCAAAGGACUCACUACAGAAAAGCAUGUUAAUUGCUUACGGAAAUUAGGAAUGAAAUAUUAAAGUCAUAUUUUAUACAUAAUAAAAGCACUUUAAGAGGGGGUGUUGUUAU
Molecule: messenger RNA, 760 nt
Organism: Teleopsis dalmanni
Lineage: Eukaryota; Metazoa; Arthropoda; Insecta; Diptera; Diopsidae
Product: secreted RxLR effector protein 161-like
Exons: 2
Coding region: 17-697 (226 amino acids)
Source: RefSeq, a predicted model, not a curated record